AUGAAGACCAUCACCAUCGUCGGCGCAACAGGAAACCAAGGCCUCUCCGUCGCACACGCCUUCCUCCCACUACCCGACUGGCACGUCCGCUGCAUCACGCGAAAUCCCUCCUCCGAAAAGGCAGAGAAGCUCGCUUCUCUUGGUGCUCGUAUAGUCAAGGCAGACCUCGCCGACAUUGGCUCUCUACACUCGGCCUUCGUCGACUCCAAUGUUGUAUUCGUCAACACAGACUUCUGGGGACCCUUCCGUACCACAGGAAAAUAUGACGCCGCCUAUGAACAAGAGGUGCAACACGGCCGCAACGCUGCCAUGGCCGCUUCAACUGUCCCCACACUUGAACUUUUCAUAUACUCUACUUUGGCACCGAUGAAGAAGCAUUCUCGGGGGAAGUAUCCUCAUUCUUACCAUUGCGAUGCCAAGGCAAACAUUAUGGAAUACAUUGAAACUCAGACGCCGGAAUUGGCGAAGAAGACUUCUUACAUUAUCGUUGGCGCAUAUGCUACGAACCCCCUUUUUAUGCCUAGGUGGGAUCCAUCUAUUCAGAAGUACAGGUUCAUGGUGCCGCUGAAGAAAGACCGGAAGAUGCCGAUCAUCGCGGCGAGGGAAUCCACCGGCGCUUUUGUCAAGGCUUUGAUUGAUGAACCUUCGCGGACGAGGUUGCUCGCCUAUGAUAGUGACCUGACUAUUGGGAAUAUUGUGGAGGUCUGGUCCAGGGCUACUGGGGCUGAGGCUGACCUCAUUGAGGUGGAAGCUCAGAAGAUGCAUGAGCUUGGGAUUCCUUGGGAGGUGUUGGAUGCAUUUUUGUUUAUUGGGGAGUUCGGGUAUGCGGGUGGGAUUGAGGGUGUGAUUCAUCCAAGUCAGCUGAAAACGCCUGUGCAGACUGAGUCGUUCGAGGAAUGGUUGAAAAAGAGGAACUGGGAGGAGGUCAUGCAAAGGGGUAGUGAGGAAUUGAAUAGUGUCGCGGGUACUGCGCACUAG
Aspergillus caelatus is the source of this 978-nucleotide messenger RNA. RefSeq lists its product as uncharacterized. The record is from RefSeq and is a predicted model, not a curated record. NCBI's taxonomy places the organism in Eukaryota, Fungi, Ascomycota, Eurotiomycetes, Eurotiales, Aspergillaceae. The transcript has a single exon. The coding region runs from base 1 to 978 and encodes 325 amino acids.